GUCCCAACGCUACUAAAUGUGUCCCUGACACCAGAACAGCUUGAGGCGGUGCAGGUUAUGGUGCGGAUCGAGGAAAUCAACCGGAUGAUCCAGACAGAUUCGUUUGUUCCUCCCACAAGAACAAGGUCGCCGUCUCCGCCACCGGUGUACGAUGCGAGCGGGAAAAGAACCAACACACGUGAACAGCGCUACAAAAGACGGUUCGAGACCGAAAGAGGCCGCUUGAUAGAAAACGCGCUGCGAAACAUCCCUGACUACCGUCCUCCUCCCGACUAUCGCAGACAGACCAAGACAAGUGACAAAUUGUACAUCCCGGCGCGUGAGCACCCCGAAAUAAACUUUAUUGGGCUGCUGAUGGGGCCCAGAGGCCACACAUUGAAGAGUAUCCAGGAGAAAAGCGGCGCGAAGAUCGGGAUCAGAGGCAAAGGGUCUGUGAAAGAAGGUAAAAACACGGCCCUGAUACGACCGGACCAAAACAAUCUAGACGACGAUUUGCACUGCCUCAUCACGGCCGACUCGGAGGAGAAGAUCCAGAAGGCCAUGAAGCUAUGCGGUGAGAUCAUCCAGGGCGCGAUCAGCGCUCCCGAGGGCCAGAACGAGCACAAACGGGACCAGCUCAAGCAGCUGGCCAUUCUGAACGGAACCCUGCGGGCUUCGGACGAGAAGCUGUGUCUGAACUGCGGUGAGAAGGGCCACAAGAGGUACGAGUGUCCAAAUCUUGGGAAACAGAGCUUUGCGCAGUCGUUGGUGUGUUCGCGCUGCGGCAACAUUGGUCAUCUGGCACGCGACUGUAAGGCGGACUUGGAGGAGACCGCAAGACACGGCAGAGAU
Ogataea polymorpha is the source of this 831-nucleotide messenger RNA. RefSeq lists its product as uncharacterized. The record is from RefSeq and is a predicted model, not a curated record. Gene Ontology annotation, biological process: regulation of mRNA splicing, via spliceosome. The annotation marks the transcript as partial. Gene Ontology annotation, cellular component: nucleus. NCBI's taxonomy places the organism in Eukaryota, Fungi, Ascomycota, Pichiomycetes, Pichiales, Pichiaceae. The transcript has a single exon. Gene Ontology annotation, molecular function: zinc ion binding; mRNA binding.